Centruroides sculpturatus (bark scorpion) is the source of this 1260-nucleotide messenger RNA. RefSeq lists its product as uncharacterized. The transcript is spliced from 6 exons. Lineage: Eukaryota; Metazoa; Arthropoda; Arachnida; Scorpiones; Buthidae. The record is from RefSeq and is a predicted model, not a curated record. Bases 32 to 586 code for a protein of 184 amino acids.
GUUUCAUAAAACAGAGUUAAGUUUUAGAAAGAUGAAGGUUAAAAAAUUCGAAAACAAAGAAAAUGUACUGGAAACAGAAGAUUCCAUGAUACAAAAGGAAACUUCCACAUCUCUAUUGGAAAUUUGUGCAACACAAAUGGAAGCAAUCGCAAAUGAUUUCGAAACAAAUUUGAUGGAGAAUAUAUUGAAGUCUGUCUCGUGUCAAAGCUUAGAUUUAACGAAUGAAAAUCUUCCAAAGUCAGAGAGGAAACAAAUUGAUAGUGAAGAUGGAGAGAUAGAAAAUGAGGAAAAGAUUUCGAAGAAUGGAGAAUGUUCGAUUACAUUAUCCAAACCAGGCAUUUCUCGAAUUAAUGAUUUUAUUAUCGUAUCAGUCUUGUUUGUUGUUUUUUGCACAAUAGCAACAAUUAAAAUAUUUUCAGAAACGACCUAUCAUGAAGAAACAAUUGGACAAUCUUCCUUCAACCUAAAUAUAAUUGACAUCCUGUUACUACUAGCGAUUGCUAUCGCUUCUUGUUUUGGAUUUUUAAUAUAUUAUAAUGGAUAUAUAAGUGACAGGGAUCCUCUGAAAAAAAAACAAGUAAGUUAAAAAAGAAAUAUGGAGAAAUCAAUUCGUUUGAGCGUCAUAAUCUUUCGUAUGACAGUUCUUACGGCAUUCCUUUCGAAAACUAUGUUAAUAAUUUAAAAGUAUCGAAGAAUAGUGGGAAAAUUCUUUAAGAAAUGAAAUAUCUUUAUUAGAACAAAUAUUUACCAUUAAAAGAAUUUCUAGUCAAAAGCAAUUUAUACUGGUAACUGGAAAACCAUUUUUUGGUAAAACAACAUUGGUUAGAAGAUUGGCAUACGAUUGGUCUACAAGAAAGAGUCUUCAUCACUUGUCACGAUACGACAUAUUAAUUGUCAUUCAGUUACGAGAAUUAGGGAACAGAACGAUUACUGAGGCCAUUACAGAAACCAUUUUAGGAACUAGAGAUGAAAAUUCAAUUAACGCCAUCGUGAAAUCGAAAUUAAACUUUCUCAUUCUGUUAGAUGAAUACGAUAACAUGGUUAAGAAGCAAUUGUUCUUAGAUUUUCUACGGUCAUCAAUAAAUAAUCCUUCACCGAAAAUGACGGUCGUCUUAACAAGUAACGAAAAGGUUUCAAAAACAAUCAGAAUUAAAUUAGAUUGGCAUUUUUCUUUGAUUGGUUUGAAGCAAGAAGAUCAGAUAAGUUACGUGGAAUAAGUGUUUGCUGACGAUGUGGAGAAAGGGAAAAGGAUGAAAGAAA